GCAAUAUUAGGAAGGUGCUUCGUCAACGGCAGCAACCCCGGUAUCGGCGGAUUCGGUUCCCAUGCUGUCCAUUACCAAUCUCGAGCAAUCAGGAUAGCAAUCACCAGGCUCUUCUUGGAUGGCGAGAUACGGUACUUGGAAGUUCUCUCAAUCCCAGGCACCGAACGAGACAUUGGACCAAGCAUUGUGGGAUUCCCGGUUUAGGCAGGUCCUGAAUGGAAUUCGAGACUACAUGGCCCCGGGGCAGUGGUUCCCAAGGAGCCUAUUGUAAUCAGUAUGCAUGCCAUUCCCAUCUUCUCCGGAUCCGACCUCUUGACUUUCUCGGCGCCACUCUUGGCUCGUGGUUAUUCUCAGUCCUUUGCAAAUAUUAGGUGGCACCGCUAACACCAUCUGCAUCCGUCAUGGCUGCCGCCGAGCCUCGCGAGGCGGCUCGGACCGAGUCCGGCCCGGACGUCAUGUCCUUUCCGGGUGAAAAGCAGAACCCCAAGGUCCAGGAUGAGGAGCAUGCCAUCACAAACGAGAAAGCUGCCAUCCAGAAGGAUGCCAGCAACAUCGAUUUACCAACCUACGACGCGCGGGAGGAGGACCACUUUGGGGAGAAAGAGGUCAUUACUGACGCCAAGGGGCUUAUAACUCACGUUCUCCAUGUCGACGAUAACCCGUCCCUUAGCCCAUGGACAUUCCGGGCCCUCUUCCUCGGGUCUGGCUUGGCCAUCUUUGCGGCCGUUCUGCAGACAAUAUACUACUUCAAGCCACAAGCCAUCUACGUUAGCGUAGUCUUCCUCACAGUCAUCGCCUACAUUCUUGGAGAGAUCUUGGCAUACAUCCCUCGCCUCGGCCCCGUCGGGCGCUUUCUGAAUCCCUUUCCUUUCAACUCAAAGGAGCAUGCCUUCAUCGUCGUCAUGGCAUCCUCGGGCGCCACCACCGCCGUUGCUACCGAGAUCCUGGCCGCGCAGCGCCUGUACUACGACAUGGAACCCAACACCGGCGCCGCUAUAUUCCUCGUCAUCUCGUCACAGCUGUUGGCGUAUGGAAUUGCCGGUCUUCUGCGAAGUAUCUUGGUGCAGCCGACCAAGAUGCUCUGGCCCAUUAAUCUUCCUGUCAACUCGCUGAUGGAAACGCUGCACCGAGACCGCACCGAGACCUCGAGGCGAGUGAAGGUGUUCUUGACCAUCUUCUUAGUCAUGUUUUGUUACGAGAUAAUUCCCGAAUGGAUCUUCCCACUCCUGCAGGGGGUUUCCAUCUUCUGUCUGGUGCAUCAAAACUCGCUUGUUUUCACUAAUCUGUUUGGCGGCUCCCAGGGAAACGAAGGUCUCGGAUUCCUGUCCGUCAGUUUCGACUGGCAAUAUAUCGCCUUUCUGGGCUCGCCGCUGUGGGUACCCCUGUACACACUCACCAACAGCUGCAUAGGCUACCUUCUGUGCAUUGUCCUCUUCAUGGGCCUCUACUACGGCAAUGUCUGGGAAUCGCAGAACUUCCCCUUCAUGUCCCAGCUGCUGUACGAUGGCAGCUCCAACUCAACAAACUUUGUGACCUAUAACCUAACCCAAAUCUUGACCCCUGAACAUACGAUCAACAGCACUGCUGUCGAGGCAGCUGGCGUUCCGCACAUGACCGCCACGUACAUCGCCUACCUGAUAACGACAAAUAUGGGUAUCACGGCUGCUUUGGUUCAUAUGCUGCUGUGGAACUACGAUGACAUCAAAGACGGAUGGUCCUUCCUCGCUCCUCACAACCUCAAGAGAGUUCUCGACCCGUCAUUUUGGCGAUUCUGGGAAGCUCGCGAGUCGCAGGAAGAUUACAAGAGACGAGUCCUGGCCGACCCGGACAAGGAUCCUCAUUACAAACUGAUGGUGCAGAACGGCUACCGAGAAGUGCAACAGUGGUGGUACUUUGGCGUGCUGGUGGUGGCUUUCGCUCUUGGAAUGGGGACGUUGUACGGGACCAACUCGACUCUGCCAUGGUGGGGAUUCAUACUCGCCAACCUCUUUGCCGCCAUCUUCAUCUUGUUUUUCGGUGCCCAGAUGGGAAUUACCGGGUUUCAGUUCAAUCAGCAGCCUAUCCUGCAAAUGUUGGCAGGAUACAUCCACCCGGGAAAGCCCCUCGCAAACAUGUACUUCACCGUCUUCGGGUUCAACGGUGUCCAACAGGGCCAGUGGCUUCUGCGCGACCUUAAGCUGGCACAGCUCGCCCAUCUGUCGCCUCGUUCGACCUUUUGUGCACAGAUGCUGGGCACCAUCAUCGGCGCCAUAUUCGACUAUAUCAUGAUGCAGAGUAUCGUGGAUUCCCAGUUCGAGGUUCUGACCUCGAUCGAAGGGUCGAAUGUCUGGUCGGGACAGAAUGUCCAGCAGUACAACACUCUCGCCCUCGCCUGGUCCAUGGCUAGCGAUAUGUUCAGCGUUGGUGCGCGCUACCAGAAGACCAAGAUUCGCGUCUUCAAGUACAUCAACCUGAGCAUCAUCCUGAUGAUGCAGUGGUACAUGGGCUGGCUCUUCGUGGGCGUCAACUCGUCCAUCCUCAGCUACUUCGCAGCCGGAUUCUUCGCACAACUCUAUCUCCGCCGGUACAAGCCCGAGUGGUUCGUCAAGUGGAACUAUCUUACCUCAGCUGCUCUCGACGGGGGCACUCAGGUCCUCGUGUUCAUCCUGUCCUUCGCCGUUUUUGGCGGCAGCGGUACCGCACACAGCUUCCCUACCUGGGCCGGUAACAAUGGGGGUAUCGGCGCGGGUAGGAAUAUCGACUACUGCAUGUUCAACCCGGCCAAUGCUUGAGGUGACGACUCAACAAGCUGGGAGCAGUGACACCCUCUUGCUGCUGGAGUACGUGACUUCCGACCCGGCGAUGGUGUGGCUUCUGAGAGUCGCAUUGUCUCGGGUGUUCUCUGCGUGUCCGGGCGUACUCCCAAACUGGACAAUGGUGAAGCUUCCAGUUAGGGAACGCUGCACAAUACAAUGUCAUGUAGGUAGUUGAGCUGUCAAGCUGCACGGGUUAUACCGUUACAAUACAUGUAUGUACACAUGGAAAUG
Canariomyces notabilis is the source of this 3026-nucleotide messenger RNA. RefSeq names its product OPT superfamily oligopeptide transporter. Gene Ontology annotation, biological process: transmembrane transport. NCBI's taxonomy places the organism in Eukaryota, Fungi, Ascomycota, Sordariomycetes, Sordariales, Chaetomiaceae. The record is from RefSeq and is a predicted model, not a curated record. The transcript has 11 exons. Gene Ontology annotation, cellular component: plasma membrane. The coding region runs from base 402 to 2771 and encodes 789 amino acids. Gene Ontology annotation, molecular function: oligopeptide transmembrane transporter activity.